AUGAAUAUUUCCGAGGAAAAGUGGUCAAUUCAACAACCUUCUCAAGUUACCCAAUCUCCUCAACAUCAACAUUCUACAAUGUCACCACAGAUGAAUGGUAUGCCUACGGAAAAUUUUAUGCAACCUUUCCCAUAUGACAGUCAAACAACGCAAGGUCAAAUGCACUCUCAGCCAAUGCCCAUUCAUAACACUUAUCUUAACAUGUUUAUCCCACAAAAGCAAGAGAUUGUCAACCCACAUGAUAGGCAACCUCAAUAUCAAAGUUUUGUUUCAAUGUCUACCCCUGCUACUCCCACGACUCCUCGACAGAUUGAUUCCCCGAACGUCAAUUCAACCACAAACACACAAAAUUCUGCUCCUGAUCGUAAAAUUGAUAAUCGUCCAGCCUUCACAUCAUUUCAUGCGGCUCCAUUCCAACCGAGUGUGAGGAAACGUAGGGCUGACGCAUCUGGUUUCCCAGUAGAUGCUGGCCCUUUCUUUUCACCAACUCAACAACAUUAUAACUUAUGUAGUAUGGACAGAGCUUAUGGAUUUAAACUUCGUAUCAAUUCAAAAGUUGAUCGUGGUUUCUUUUUAGCUGAUAAUGAUUGGACUUGUUACCGAAGAAAUUAUUUUCAGAUUAGCAGUGCAUUUUCUAUCUCGAGUGCGACUCACCCUGUUAACGAAGCUGAUGUACCAUGCUUGCUUGAAGUAGAUGGUCAAUUCCAUACUGUCUCUCAAUUCUUAUUAGGAAUCACGGCACGAGUAUCCAAUAGUGAUAAAAAGAUCGAGUUAGUUCAACACACUCCAAAACGUGAUAAAGGACCUCAAAUGGUUCCAGUUCCAAAAACUAUUCGCCCUGGUGGAAACUUAAAUUUAAGUUCAGUUGGUUCUAAUUCAAACAUAGUGACUUUUGAACGUAUUCAAUUUAAAACUGCAACCGCAAAUAAUGGUAAACGUCGUGCCGCUCAACAAUAUUACGUGGUAAUGGUCGAUCUAUACGCUCAAGUGGAAAAUGGUGAACAAUAUCGGGUUGCUACGUCAACAUCGGCACCUCUAGUCGUACGUGGUCGUAGUCCUGGUCACUAUGCUGAUAAUCAUGAUCGUUAUAAUCCAAUGGGUAUGAAUCCAGCAUUUCCUAAUGAUCGUCACGUUGGUUAUCCAAAUCCAGCUGGUCCGAAUGGAUCAGUGAUGCCACAUGAUUUUAAUGGUGGACCAUUCCCGGGACCAUACGGACAGUACCCACCCUUUCAAGGGUUUCCACCAGUAACCGGUGGACCAAUGAGAAAUGAUGCUCUAUUAAUGAUGGCAGGACCAAAUGGACAAACACCACCUUUCCAUCCACAGCAUCCUCAUCAACAAUAUAUGGUAUCAAGCAUCGGGGAUGCAGAAAAUCAAAAUCCAGAAGUGUAUAAUAAUCCUAACUUGGAUCCUAAUAUUGUUAAUGGUUCACAUGAUCAAAAGGUACAUCAAGUUGCCACAACUUCUGCUCCACACUCAGCAUUUUCUAAUUUCGAAUCACGCCCAAUAUCAAAUGCAAAUUCGAAUGUCGCUGCUGUUGGUGGCAAACCAUUUAUGAAGAUUGAGAUUCCACAGUCAACAGAACUUCCUGAUCAUCCUCUCACUUCUCCAGCAUAUCAUUCACAGGAAUAUGUAGAAGGGUUACAUUUUUAUCAUACUCCUGCCAACAGUGCAUCCGCACAUCACGGAGGGUAUCAUUCUGAUGGUGAACAACCUCACAGUAAUAAUGUAAACCAAGAAAAUGGACGACAAUCAAGAUCAGACGAUUCAUCAGAGCGCAAUUCUAAUCAACCUUCUUCUCCACAAAUUAAUG
Molecule: messenger RNA, 1813 nt
Organism: Scutellospora calospora
Lineage: Eukaryota; Fungi; Glomeromycota; Glomeromycetes; Diversisporales; Gigasporaceae
Source: the annotation of a GenBank genome assembly